AUGAGAUAUGACAGCAGAGUCACACCUAACGAUAAGGGUUUCACGAUCACCUACAUCGCCAUUGAAGAAACACGCGGUUUGAUAACGGAUGCUUUGAAAAGGCUCAGUGUACUGAACUCAGCGGCGGAGUGUUGGGUACCACAGCGAGACGGCUCGAAAUAUUGGACGAGGUAUCCGGUGGAUGGGGCCGAGCAGGACGAUAGCGACAGAAAUAAUCGCAGGAGUUUAUUUGCAUACCUAGGAAGAUGUAAAUUAACAUGGAAUGCGCUAUUUCUGCUUGUACUUAUUGUUGGUGCGACAUUAGCCGUGAUAUUAACCGUCGUUCUUUCUGGAAGGUCGUCACCGAGCCAGAAAGAUACCAGGAUAGUGUAUUUCUCUAUGUACAUAGGAGAUGGAGAGCAAAGGCCUCCUCUACGAUUCAAACGAUCUCUUGGUUACAUAAUAAAUAAUCACACAACUUCUUGUAAUUUUGAAACGAAUAAAAAUAACACCGAAAAUGCGAUUGGUGAAAUUGCUAAAAGGAAGGAUAUUGACCAACGAUAUAGUUUUAUUUUCUACGGUGACGAAGUGCAAGUGACUAAACCACUAAAAGCUCGCGACGCAGUGGAUGAAUUGAAGUCUACCCAAUCCAAAUCGCAAUUUAUAGCGAAUCAAUCCGCCGCGAUCGAACAAUUUCUCGAGAAAACCAAAGGAAGGACUAGGGAUAUCUUAUUUCAUUUUAUCCCAUGCAACUGCACAGUUCUGGAUCCAGAAACGACGAAGUUUGUGAACAUGAUGAAACAAAACGGGAUUGGCAAGAGAACCACGCUUGUCUCAAACACACAAAACUCGACUGUCAUAAAAGCUGCACUCAACCUCACUAAUGAUGACAUAGAAGGCGUCAUCGGCACAGGCGACGACGUUGUUAAAGAAAUUACAGACAUUGGGAAUGGCGAGGUGGACGGUAGGAAGAGCGAGGGAGUAAAGUGGGUUGUGGGGUUGAGGACGGGUUCCAAGAAGAUGAGAGGUCUUUAA
Molecule: messenger RNA, 1014 nt
Organism: Cylicocyclus nassatus
Lineage: Eukaryota; Metazoa; Nematoda; Chromadorea; Rhabditida; Strongylidae
Source: the annotation of a GenBank genome assembly